AGGAACUAUGAUGUGGGAGACCGGGAGCUGUUGGCCAUUAAGUUGGCCCUGGAGGAAUGGAGACAUUGGCUGGAGGGAGCAGAGCACCCAGUUCUGGUCUGGACCGAUCAUAAGAACUUGUCCUACAUUCAGUCUGCCCGGAGGCUCAACCCACGUCAAUCACGCUGGUCACUGUUCUUCUCCCGGUUCAACCUCUCCGUCUCAUAUCGUCCAGGGUCUCGCAACAUCAAGCCUGACGCACUUUCCCGCCUUUACUCACCCGAUGAUUCCGAGAAGAUUCCGGCCACCAUUCUUCCCCCCAGCUGUACAGUCGCCACCGUUACCUGGGAGAUCGAAGACAUCAUUAGACAAGCUCAGAUAGCUGAACCUACACCCGCCUCCUGUCCACCCAAGAAGCUCUUCAUCCCCGUCUCAGUCCGAGCCCGUUUUCUUCGCUGGAUCCAUGCCUCCAAGUUCUCAGCACAUCCCGGAAUCAGCCGCACAAUCGCACUAGUCAACCGCAAGUUUUGGUGGCCAUCUGUUCAUAAAGAUGUCAGUGAAUACGUCCAAGCCUGCACCACCUGCUCCAGAAAUAAAACAUCUCAUCAACCUCCGUCUGGUUUCCUGCAACCUCUCCCCGUUCCCAAACGACCAUGGUCCCACAUAGCCAUAGAUUUUGUUACCGGCUUACCUCCUUCCAAGGGCAUGACCACCAUCCUCUCCAUCGUCGACCGUUUCUCCAAGGCCUGCCAUUUCGUUCCCCUCCGUAAAUUACCCACAGCUUUCCAAACCGCACAACUCCUGGUCAAGCACGUUUUCCGGCUCCAUGGCAUCCCAUGAGAGAUCCUUUCAGACCGAGGUCCCCAGUUCAUUUCCCAGGUUUGGAAAAGUUUCUGUUCUACUCUCAAUGCAUCUGUUUCUCUCACGUCCGGUUUUCAUCCCCAGACCAACGGUCAAACUGAACGGCUCAAUCAGGACCUUGAAACCACCCUCCGCUGCUUCACCUCCACCAACCCCUCCGACUGGUCCCGAUUCCUUCCUUGGGUGGAGUACGCUCACAACAGCCACGUUUCAGCAGCUACCGGUAUGUCCCCGUUUGAAGCAUCCAUUGGUUAUCAACCCCCUCUGCUACCCUCAGAGGAAGAGGAUAUUUCCGUCACGUCCGUCCGUCACCACAUUCGCCGUUGCCAUAAGAUUUGGAACACCAUCAUCCAUAACCUCAACCAAACAGCAGAACGUAAUAAGCGUCAGGCUGACCGUAAGCGGAGGCCCGCACCAUUAUACACCCCUGGUCAACAGGUAUGGCUCUCUUCACGCGACAUUCCCCUCAAAUCCAUUUCCAAGAAACUCUCUCCCCGCUAUAUUGGUCCGUUCCCCAUCGAAGCUGUAAUCAGUCCAUCUGCUGUUCGUCUCCGUCUGCCCGCCUCCCUCCGCGUCCAUCCCACCUUCCACGUGUCUCAGAUUAAGCCCGUCCAGACCAGUGCGCUCUGCCCUCCGGCCGAACCCCCUCCACCCCCCCGUGACAUUGAUGGUCAUCCUGCCUACACCGUCCGCCGGAUCGUGGACUCCCGUCGGCGAGGUCGCGGCUGGCAGUACCUCGUCGAUUGGGAGGGCUACGGUCCGGAGGAGCGUUCCUGGAUCCCUGGGUCGUUCAUCUUAGAUCGUUCCCUCAUCUCCGACUAUCGCUCCUCGUUGCCGUCCAGCUCUUCUAGGCCGCCAGGUGGCGACCGUUGAGGGGGGGGUACUGUUAUGUUCCGGGGUUCUCUGGUUCUCUUGGUGGGGUUUUCCUGUCCACCUCUUACCACCAGAUGGCGACAGGUUCCGGUUGGAGUGCGGUGGUGUCAUCAGCCACAGCUGUCAUCAAUUACCCUCAUCAGCGGAGCAUACUUAAGGAGUUGACCGCCAGUCCUGCGUCGCCUGAGUGUUUGCCAGUUACGGUGAUCCCUUUGACACUCUGGACCCGUGGACCAGAGCCUGGCAGCUUUCCUGGUUUCAGAACCACCCUCGUGACGCCGUGGAAGAUACCCACUGGUUGCCCGAGUUCCCAGACUCACCUCUCCGUUGUUUUGCAAGUAUCUCCUGGACCCCACAGCUGGCGGUCGAACCACUCCGCUGUGUCUCCGUUGCACCCAAGCCUACCUGUCCGUUCUCCGCCGCACUCCUCCGUUUGUUCCUGGACCCACUAAGAGACCGAGACCCUGGACAUACUCAGUUACCCUCCAAGAUUCAGAUCCAACCACCACCAAGUAAGAACAACCUGUGUUUCAUCUGAGUUUUCCAUAUUCCCACGACCCCUGAACUCACCAGUCUGCUUUUUCCCC
Xiphophorus hellerii (green swordtail) is the source of this 2300-nucleotide messenger RNA. RefSeq lists its product as uncharacterized. The transcript has 2 exons. Bases 1066 to 1713 code for a protein of 215 amino acids. NCBI's taxonomy places the organism in Eukaryota, Metazoa, Chordata, Actinopteri, Cyprinodontiformes, Poeciliidae. The record is from RefSeq and is a predicted model, not a curated record.